Molecule: messenger RNA, 3289 nt
Organism: Physeter macrocephalus (sperm whale)
Lineage: Eukaryota; Metazoa; Chordata; Mammalia; Artiodactyla; Physeteridae
Product: ubiquitin-protein ligase E3B
Exons: 10
Coding region: 39-1268 (409 amino acids)
Biological process (GO): protein polyubiquitination; ubiquitin-dependent protein catabolic process
Molecular function (GO): ubiquitin protein ligase activity
Source: RefSeq, a predicted model, not a curated record
ACCUUUGCUCAUUUCAGAGAGUUCUCCUGUUCCGAAACAUGGUGACCAAGGAGAAGGAGAGACUGGGGCUUGUGGAGACCAGCUCCGCCUCCCCUCAUGUCACUCACAUUACCAUCCGCCGGUCCCGGAUGUUGGAGGACGGCUACGAGCAACUUCGGCAGCUCUCCCAGCACGCCAUGAAGGGCGUCAUCCGUGUGAAGUUUGUCAAUGACCUCGGGGUGGACGAGGCAGGGAUUGAUCAAGAUGGCGUUUUCAAGGAGUUCUUGGAAGAGAUCAUCAAGAGGGUGUUUGACCCGGCGCUUAACCUGUUCAAGACGACCAGUGGGGACGAGAGACUCUACCCUUCGCCCACGUCCUACAUUCAUGAGAAUUACCUGCAGCUCUUUGAGUUUGUGGGCAAGAUGCUGGGGAAAGCUGUGUAUGAGGGAAUUGUGGUGGACGUGCCCUUUGCAUCCUUCUUCCUGAGCCAGCUGCUCGGGCACCACCACAGUGUCUUCUACAGCUCUGUGGAUGAACUGCCUUCUCUGGACUCCGAGUUCUAUAAAAACCUCACUUCCAUUAAGCGGUACGAUGGGGACAUUGCUGACUUGGGCCUGACACUGUCAUAUGAUGAGGAUGUCAUGGGUCAGCUUGUUUGCCAUGAACUGAUUCCUGGAGGGAAGACCAUUCCUGUUACAAAUGAAAAUAAAAUUAGCUAUAUCCAUCUGAUGGCCCACUUUCGAAUGCACACUCAAAUCAAGAACCAGACAGCUGCCCUCAUUAGUGGAUUCCGUUCCAUCAUCAAACCUGAGUGGACCCGGAUGUUCUCGACCCCUGAGCUACAGCGACUCAUCUCCGGGGACAAUGCUGAGAUCGAUCUGGAAGAUUUAAAGAAGCACACAGUGUACUACGGUGGUUUCCAUGGAAGUCACAGGGUCAUUAUCUGGCUCUGGGAUAUCCUGGCCUCUGACUUCACGCCCGACGAGAGAGCCAUGUUUCUGAAGUUUGUGACCAGCUGCUCCAGGCCCCCCCUCCUGGGAUUUGCCUACCUCAAACCUCCCUUCUCCAUCCGCUGUGUGGAAGUGUCGGAUGAUCAGGACACCGGGGACACCCUGGGCAGCGUCCUGCGCGGCUUCUUUACCAUCCGCAAGCGGGAGCCAGGUGGCCGCCUGCCCACCUCCUCCACCUGCUUCAACCUGCUCAAGCUGCCCAACUACAGCAAGAAGAGCGUACUGCGGGAGAAGCUGCGCUACGCCAUCAGCAUGAACACGGGCUUCGAGCUCUCCUAGCUCCCGUCCUCGCAGACUCUGGGCUCCCAAGCACCCUCAGCCCCAAGAGGCGGCGUUCCCCUGGGAGCACGACUGACGUGCCAGGGGACGGUGGCCCCCAGACCCUCUCUAUAGCCAUGAGACCCCCCUGUGGCCUCAAGAACUUUGGAUGCACGUGAAAAAGCUACCCGACACUCUCCAGGUGACACUAACAGGAAGGGGGUGUUGAAAAUAAACCUCCAGAUUCCGCCAGCAUUGGUCCUUCUUUCCUACUUUACAGUGGCCUGAAGCCGAGGCCUGUGAUGGCAGUGGGGCUUCUUUUUUUGUUAAUUUGGUCUUUUCGUGAGUUUCUGUUCCUUAACUUUCUGAGCGAGCCAUGCAUGAACAAGUCUCAGGAACACCAAGGCUCCAGAAUGGGCAUGGGCCUGAAUGCACGAAGCCGACCAAACGUGAGAUGCUCCCCUUCCGUUUCUGAAAACUCUUUACUCAGGUAAGGCCUCGCCAAGCCUCUAUGCACCCGACAGAGUCUCAGCCUCCGCCCCGUCCGCAGCAGCCUCUCUCCAGAUAGCCAGGCCCACCUGCUCCCAGGCAGCAGAGGUGCCUGCCGGUGAGACCACGGAGCACCGGAAGCUCAGGGCGCUGCUCCCACCUCAGAGCCACGAGUUCCACUCGGCGGCGGUCCUCUGCCCAUUCUCACCUCAGAUGCUCCGGGUCCUCAGCAGCCGGGCUGCCGGGGAGUCCCUUCUGGCUUGCUCCCGUCUUGGGCACUCAUGUUGGCAUCCCGGGUUUGGGAGAAAAAGACCCAACGGUCCUUAAGAGCGGCUCCGUUUCCAGAAGGCACUAGCUGUUACUCGAAGCCUGCUGAUUGCUGGGGAGGGCGGCUGCCUUUCCCCUGCUUGUUGGCCACACUUGUCGUCUAGUGAGGAACAAACACCAGCUGAAGGUACCUGUCCCAUCUGGGCAGUGGCUUUACUCUGUAGAUUGUAAAAGUCCCAAGAAACUUGGGUCUUGUUUCCCGUCCUUCCUCGGCACUGGGAACCCGGGAGCCCUUUGCACUGACGGAGGCUCACGAGGCUGAGGAGACUCACGGGCCCUCCGGGUUUUUUGGUUUUGGGUUUAUCACUUUGUUUUCUCUUCCAACCCAUUGCACUCUUCUGCCAUCAUUCUUCACCUUUAUCGCGAGAAGUGUACUCUAGAUCCAGGGAAUUGAGGCAGAAGCCAUGUUAGUGUUCUGUGUGGACAGCCACCCAGCCUCGCCCACGUCACCACACUCCUGGUGCAUCCCCACCAGCCAGACUGAAGCCAGACUAGAGGCCAGGAGCCGGCAGAGGGCUCGCAGCUCUCUUCCAAAUAGCAAAACACCUUCCAGAAAGAACCUUCAUGUUGGCGGCAAAGCGGGCAGGACCUGUCUCCAUGGCCUCGGGCAGACGGUUUCAGCCGGGUGCCGGCGUCCUGCCCAAGCGCAAGUUUGGCCAUGUUAGAGCCCCAGCCUUCUACAAAACAGAGCACGUGUUUACCUUGAUGGGGAGAGAGCAAGGAAUUUAAAGACAGAUAGGAAUUUAUUACUCUUAUUAUUAUUAAGAUUUGUCAGUAAUCUCCGAUUCUGUGGACUUGCCACCAUCUUUAAACACUCGAUUCCUUGGAAAAUUCCUUUUAAACGUGCGUGUUGUGCUCUGGGCAGGUGGGUGCGUUUAUGCUGGUGCCUAAAGGAUUGUCAACCUGCAUUAAGAGGUUUGAUUCUUAUUCCCUAGGGGUCUGCCGGUGUGGGAUGCAGAGAGUGGGUUCCUAAGCACCAGCAUCAACUUUGUUCUUCUGAUGAGGAGGGGUAGUUUGUAACUUCAUUUAACUUCAGCAGGUGGAAGUAUUGCACUAUCUGAAACCCCGAGUCUGUACUUUUCUAGGUGGUGUUCACAGACACCUCGAUGGCUCUUGAUGGCUGUAAAAAGUUGUGGGGUGGAGCUUGUUUUCAUAGAUAACUUUGGAUUAAAACAACAAAAGCUUUAUUAAAUUUGUACUCAGCACACAGUGGCUUUGUUCCGCUU